CGUGUCUGCCUAUGGAUAUCAGUUGCCAGAGAAACCUGGCUUUACUAUGGCUGUUGGAGGGACGGCGGUGAUCACACGUCCGCUGCUGGGAAGAAGUGGAUUCCCAUUUCAGGCCAUUAUCAGAAAAGCUAAGUUUGCUGCAUAGUAAGGAUCAGAAGGCCUGAUCCUGAUUACAGAAUCUUGGAUACUUGCUAUCCUUUCUAGGUUGUCUCCCACCUCAUCCUUCUAUACCAUCCCAGAAGAUCUAUAAGAUUCAAUCUGGAAAAGCAUUAGAAGUUCUUAGAAGACCAGGAAGAAAGAGGAUUAUUGGUUGAAAUAAAAACAGGGUUGAAUGAGUUCCAGAAAGCAGGGCUCUCAAAAUCGUGGACAACAACCUGCAGAAGAAGACAACUUCAAAAAACCAACUAGAAGCAAUAUGCAGAGAAGUAAGAUGAGGGGAGCCUCAUCAGGAAAGAAGACAGCUGGUCCACAGCAGAAGAAUCUGGAACCAGCCCUCCCGGGUAGAUGGGGGGGUCGCUCUGCAGAGAAUCCCCCUUCUGGAUCCAUGAGGAAGACCAGAAAAAACAAGCAGAAGACUCCUGGAAAUGGGGAUGGUGGCAGUACCAGCGAAGCCCCUCAGCCACCUCGGAAGAAAAGAGCCCGGGCUGACCCCACCGUUGAAAGCGAGGAUGCAUUUAAGAAUAGAAUGGAAGUUAAAGUGAAGAUUCCUGAAGAAUUAAAACCAUGGCUUGUUGAGGACUGGGACUUAGUUACCAGGCAGAAGCAGCUGUUUCAACUUCCUGCUAAGAAAAAUGUAGAUGCCAUUCUAGAAGAGUAUGCAAGCUGCAAGAAAUCGCAGGGAAAUGUCGACAAUAAGGAAUACGCAGUGAAUGAAGUUGUUGCGGGAAUAAAAGAAUACUUCAACGUGAUGUUGGGCACUCAGCUGCUCUACAAAUUUGAGAGGCCCCAGUAUGCUGAAAUCCUCUUGGCUCACCCUGAUGCACCCAUGUCCCAGGUGUAUGGAGCACCACACCUACUGAGAUUAUUUGUAAGAAUCGGAGCAAUGCUGGCGUAUACACCCCUUGAUGAGAAGAGCCUUGCAUUAUUGUUGGGCUAUUUGCAUGAUUUCCUAAAAUAUCUGGCAAAGAAUGCUGCAUCUCUGUUUACUGCCAGUGAUUACAAAGUAGCUUCAGCUGAGUACCACCGCAAAGCCCUGUGAGGGUCUACUGACCACUCACUAUUAUGUCUGGUAUCUGUAAACACUCUUUUUGUUCUUAGUCUUUUUCUUGUAUAAUUGAUGUCCUUUAAAAUUGCUAAUGUAUAACAGGGCUUAUAUUUCAGUUUUUCUGUUUUGUUUUAAACAGAAAAUAAAAGGAGGAGUACAAGCUCCUUUUCUCAUUUCAACGUUGCUACCAGUGUACGCAGUAAUUAGACAAAAAAAGAAACAUUCAGUAGAACAUUUUCUUGCAUAGUUGACAACAUUGCUUGAAUGCUGGUGGUUCUAUCCCUUUGACACUACACAAUUUUCUAAUUAUGUGUUAAUGCUACGUGAUAAAAAUGCCCUGAUUCCUAGUGCCAAAGGUUCUAUGCAAUGUAUAUACCUGAAAACCCAUGCAUUUGUGCUCUUUUUAAAAUGGUGCUUGAAGUAAAACAGCCCAUCCUCUGCAAGUCCAUCUAUGUUGUUCCUUAGGCAUUCUAUCUUUGCUCAGAUUGCUGAAGGAUGGUGGUUUGUCUCAUGGUUUUUGUAUUUGAGUCUAAUGCACGUUCUAACAUGAUAGAGGCAAUGCAUUAUUGUGUAGCCACGGUUUUCUGGAGAAGUUGAUAUUUUAGGAACUGUAUUUCAGAUCUUAAAUAAAAUUUGUUUCUAAAUUUCAAAGCAA
This is a messenger RNA of Myotis davidii, 1859 nucleotides long. RefSeq names its product mortality factor 4 like 2 (gene MORF4L2). The transcript is spliced from 4 exons. Gene Ontology annotation, cellular component: nucleus; NuA4 histone acetyltransferase complex. The record is from RefSeq and is a predicted model, not a curated record. NCBI's taxonomy places the organism in Eukaryota, Metazoa, Chordata, Mammalia, Chiroptera, Vespertilionidae. The coding region runs from base 332 to 1198 and encodes 288 amino acids. Gene Ontology annotation, biological process: chromatin organization; regulation of DNA-templated transcription.